AUGCCGAUCUGCACUCUCCACCUCCUCGCUCUGAAGGAAUCAACAGACGCACAGUCCUACGUCCAAGAAUUACAAAAAUCAACCAAAGUGAUCCUCGCCUCAAGACCCCGACACAUCGUAAUCCACCCAACAAACCUGGAUACAACCCCGCUAGCAACAGAGCCAUGGGAUCUCCUCCUCCUUCUCCAACCAAAAGCAAACACGACCGAAAACCCUAUCCCAACCUCACUCCGCACCGCCAUAAAAUCAGAAUACAAAAUACCAACAGGGAUCCCCUCAAAACUACUCACCAGCUACACGACCCGCAACAAAGUCCUUCAGGAAAAAUCCUCAUCAAUCCCCUUAACGGGAUCGCUUGAAAAACUCCUCGCCAGCGGCAGCAAAUCAAGCUCGCAAAAUCUAGAAAUCUCCUCGAGUCUCAUAUCCUUCAUGGACGAGCUAUCCCAAACGCAUCCCGGCCCUGUAACAAUGCUCAAUCUUCUGCAUUUCCAGCAACCCGGUGGUAAGAAGAGUUAUUACCAGUACGGUCAGGCGUUUGUCCCUGUCGCAGGCAAACGCGGCGGGGAUGCUAAGCUGGUUGGUAAUGUGGUGACACCGCAGCACGGCAGCAAAGAUCCAAGUUCAAGUUCCCGGGCCGCUGUGGCGGAGGAGUGGUGGAAUGAAAUUUCCCUUGUGCAUUAUCCUUCUAUUCGACAUUUCUGCGAUAUGCUCGCUGGUGAUGAUUAUCAGGCCAUUAAUGAGAAAUAUCGGCUUUCGGCACUUCGUGAUACCUUUCUCUUGUGUACCACCGAGUUAAACCUUGAUGGGCAAGGACUUGAGAUGAAAGAGUCGACUGAAGCGAGUACAAAUUGA
This is a messenger RNA of Penicillium waksmanii, 852 nucleotides long. RefSeq lists its product as uncharacterized. Bases 1 to 852 code for a protein of 283 amino acids. The record is from RefSeq and is a predicted model, not a curated record. NCBI's taxonomy places the organism in Eukaryota, Fungi, Ascomycota, Eurotiomycetes, Eurotiales, Aspergillaceae. The transcript is spliced from 3 exons.